AUGGCGCAGGAUAUCAAAAUCAUGAACCUGACCAAGUCCAGCCUGGAGGCCCUGAACAGAAACCAAAUGCUCUCCAAAAAGAGCAGUAGGAAAAUUCUGAAGAUAUGCAUGUACGCAAUUCUGACAUUUGCAAUGUGCGGUGUGGUGUUGAUAUGCCUCACUGCCAUGUCGAACAGUGAUGGGAGCCUUACCCAGAGUGGCAGCCAUAACCAGAGCGGCAGCCUGAAGGGUCUCUCUUCCACCCCUGGUGAUGGAGAAAUCCUCAACAAGGCUGAAAUAGAAACGCUGAGAUUUAUCUUUUCAAAUUACCCCCACGGGAAUAGAGAUCCAACUGGUGAUGAUGUGGAAAAACCAGCAGAUGCCGCCUUACCAAAUGAAGAGGAUCAAAAGGUAAAAAUUGCAGACGCGGGAAAGCACAUCAAAUUGAUGAAGCAGUACAACGAAAUUGUGGCGGACAUGAGUGAGGACAACAAAGAACAGCUAGCCAAAAUGUUGAGGGAACUUUUGAAAAAAAAAAUAAAUGAAAGGAAGAAGAAGAGAGAAGACCCAAAUGGUAAUAAUGAAGAAGGGAAAGAAGUUAUCAAUAUAAGUGUGCCAAGUUUUAAUUACAAACGAGUCAGCGCCAACCAAGAUGAUAGUGACGACGAGGAAGAGGUGAGUGUGGCGCAGAUAGAAGGCCUAUUCGUCAACCUGAAAUAUGCCUCGAAAUUUUUCAACUUCAUGAACAAGUAUAAAAGAAGCUAUAAAGACAUCAACGAGCAGAUGGAGAAAUAUAAAAACUUCAAAAUGAAUUAUCUCAAAAUUAAGAAGCAUAAUGAAACGAAUCAAAUGUACAAAAUGAAGGUAAACCAGUUUAGCGACUAUUCGAAGAAAGAUUUCGAGAGCUAUUUUAGAAAGUUGCUACCCAUCCCGGAUCACCUGAAGAAGAAAUAUGUAGUGCCGUUCAGUUCCAUGAAUAACGGAAAGGGCAAAAAUGUAGUGACUAGCAGCAGCGGCGCUAACCUUCUUGCCGACGUGCCAGAAAUUUUAGACUAUAGAGAAAAAGGAAUUGUGCAUGAACCCAAGGACCAAGGGCUAUGCGGCUCGUGCUGGGCCUUUGCCAGUGUAGGAAAUGUUGAAUGCAUGUACGCCAAGGAGCAUAACAAGACCAUUUUAACUUUGAGUGAGCAAGAAGUUGUAGAUUGUUCUAAGCUAAAUUUCGGAUGUGAUGGAGGACACCCAUUUUAUUCUUUCAUUUAUGCCAUCGAAAAUGGAAUUUGCAUGGGGGACGACUAUAAAUAUAAAGCGAUGGAUAAUUUAUUUUGCCUAAACUAUAGAUGUAAGAAUAAAGUUACUCUCUCCUCUGUUGGUGGGGUGAAAGAAAACGAAUUGAUACGUGCUCUAAAUGAAGUAGGUCCUGUGUCCGUCAAUGUCGGGGUAACGGACGAUUUCUCCUUUUACGGCGGAGGAAUAUUCAAUGGCACUUGCACAGAAGAAUUAAACCACUCCGUUCUUCUUGUUGGCUAUGGCCAAGUGCAGAGCAGCAAAAUAUUUCAAGAAAAGAACGCUUAUGAUGAUGCCUCUGGAGUUACGAAGAAGGGAGCGCUAUCAUACCCAUCAAAGGCCGAUGAUGGUAUUCAGUACUAUUGGAUUAUUAAAAAUUCGUGGAGCAAAUUUUGGGGAGAAAACGGAUUUAUGAGAAUUAGUCGAAAUAAGGAGGGAGAUAACGUGUUUUGCGGAAUCGGUGUCGAAGUUUUCUACCCCAUUUUGAAGGGUCAAGACAAUUCUGCAGAUAUCCAGCACAGUGGCGGCCGCUCGAGUCUAGAGGGCCCGCGGUUCGAAGGUAAGCCUAUCCCUAACCCUCUCCUCGGUCUCGAUUCUACGCGUACCGGUCAUCAUCACCAUCACCAUUGA
This is a messenger RNA of Plasmodium vivax (malaria parasite P. vivax), 1893 nucleotides long. RefSeq names its product vivapain-1. NCBI's taxonomy places the organism in Eukaryota, Apicomplexa, Aconoidasida, Haemosporida, Plasmodiidae. The coding region runs from base 1 to 1893 and encodes 630 amino acids. The record is from RefSeq and is a predicted model, not a curated record. Gene Ontology annotation, cellular component: lysosome. Gene Ontology annotation, molecular function: cysteine-type endopeptidase activity. The transcript has a single exon.